Uloborus diversus is the source of this 8350-nucleotide messenger RNA. Its product is annotated as fibroin heavy chain-like. The coding region runs from base 27 to 8267 and encodes 2746 amino acids. The transcript is spliced from 7 exons. Lineage: Eukaryota; Metazoa; Arthropoda; Arachnida; Araneae; Uloboridae. The record is from RefSeq and is a predicted model, not a curated record.
GUCGGGAUUAUCCCAAAAGAAGCAUCAUGGGUUGGUCUGCAAGACUUGCGUUACCUUUGCUGGCUCUGUUGUUCUGCUCUCAGGGCAUUCCUGCUCUGGGGCAAAGCAUCAGUCCAUGGUCAAACCCGUCAAUAGCAGAAAAUUUCAUUGGAGCGUUUCUUGGAACUGUAUCAACUAAGGGAGCCUUCUUAGCCAGUGAGUUGGAAGAUAUGGCUUCAAUUGCUGAGACUGUCAUGUCAGCAAUGGACAAGAUGGCAAGAUCCAACAAGAGCUCAAAAUCCAAGCUUCAAGCAUUGAACAUGGCUUUUGCUUCUUCCGUCGCGGAGAUCGCUGUGGCUGAAGCAGGAGGUCUAGGAAUCGACGCAAAGACCAAUGCCAUUGCCGAUUCUCUAGCUCAAGCAUUUUUGCAAACCAUUGGAGUUAUUGACAACCAAUUUAUUAAUGAAAUUAGACAGCUUAUUAUCAUGUUCGCUCAAGCAAAUGCCAAUGAAAUAGAAGGAGCUUCCGCAUCAGCAUCAGCCGGAGGAUACGGACCUGGACCUCAAGGCCCACAAGGACCACAAGGUCCAAGUUAUGGCCCAGGACCAUCAUCGGUUUCAAUCUCACUGGUUGGACCAAGCGGACCAGGACCACAAGGACCACAAAGACCAGGACCACAAGGUCCAGGACCUCAAGCGCCACAAGGACCAGGACCCCAAGUACAACAAGGACCAGGACCCCAAGGACCACAAGGACCAAGUUAUGGACCAGGAGCAUCAUCUGUGUCAAUCUCAGUGACUGGACCAGGUGGUUAUGGACCAGGUAGACAAGCACAACAAGGACCAGGUUAUGGACCAGGCUCAUCAGCCGCAGCAGCAGCAGCAGCAGCAGGUUCUGGACCAGGACAACAAGGACCAGGACAGCAAGGACCAUCAGGUUAUGGACCAGGUGCAGCAGCAGCAGCAGCAGCAGGUUCUGGACCCGGACAACAAGGCCCAGGACAAGGACCAGGAGGUUAUGGACCAGGUGCUGCGGCAGCAGCAGCAGCAGCAGGUUCUGGACCAGGACAACAAGGCCCAGGACAAGGACCAGGUGGUUAUGGACCAAGCUCAGCAGCAGCAGCAGCAGCAGCUGCAGGUUCUGGACCAGGACAACAAGGCCCAGGACAAGGACCAGGUGGUUAUGGACCAGGUGCAGCAGCAGCAGCAGCAGCAGGUUCUGGACCAGGACAACAAGGCCCAGGACAAGGACCAGGAGGUUAUGGACCAGGUGCAGCAGCAGCAGCAGCAGCAGCAGCAGGUUCUGGACCAGGACAACAAGGACCGGUAGGUUACGGACCAGGAGGUUAUGGACCAGGUGCAGCAGCAGCAGCAGCAGCAGCAGGUUCUGGACCAGGACAACAAGGCCCAGGACAAGGACCAGGUGGUUAUGGACCAGGCUCAGCAGCCGCAGCAGCUGCAGCUGCAGGUUCUGGACCAGGACAAAGAGGCCCAGGACGACAAGGACCAGGAGGUUAUGGACCAGGUGCAGCAGCAGCAGCAGCAGCUGCAGGUUCUGGACCAGGACAACAAGGCCCAGGACGACAAGGACCAGGAGGUUAUGGACCAGGUGCAGCAGCAGCAGCAGCAGGUUCUGGACCAGGACAACAAGGCCCAGUACAAGGACCAGGUGGUUAUGGACCAGGCUCAGCAGCAGCAGCAGCUGCAGCUGCAGGUUCUGGACCAGGACAACAAGGCCCUGGACGACAAGGACCAGGAGGUUAUGGACCAGGUGCAGCAGCAGCAGCAGCAGCUGCAGGUUCUGGACCAGGACAACAAGGCCCAGGACGACAAGGACCAGGAGGUUAUGGACCAGGUGCAGCAGCAGCAGCAGCAGCAGCAGGUUCUGGACCAGGACAACAAGGCCCAGGACGACAAGGACCAGGAGGUUAUGGACCAGGUGCAGCAGCAGCAGCAGCAGCAGGUUCUGGACCAGGACAACAAGGCCCAGGACAAGGACCAGGAGGUUAUGGACCAGGUGCAGCAGCAGCAGCAGCAGCUGCAGGUUAUGGACCAGGACAACAAGGCCCAGGACGACAAGGACCAGGAGGUUAUGGACCAGGUGCAGCAGCAGCAGCAGCAGCUGCAGGUUCUGGACCAGGACAACAAGGCCCAGGACGACAAGGACCAGGAGGUUAUGGACCAGGUGCAGCAGCAGCAGCAGCAGCAGCAGGUUCUGGACCAGGACAACAAGGCCCAGGACAAGGACCAGGUGGUUAUGGACCAGGUGCAGCAGCAGCAGCAGCAGCAGCAGCAGGUUCUGGACCAGGACAACAAGGCCCAGGACAAGGACCAGGAGGUUAUGGACCAGGUGCAGCAGCAGCAGCAGCAGCAGCUGGAGGUUCUGGACCAGGACAACAAGGCCUAGGACGACAAGGACCAGGAGGUUAUGGACCAGGUGCAGCAGCAGCAGCAGCAGCAGCAGGUUCUGGACCAGGACAACAAGGCCCAGGACGACAAGGACCAGGAGGUUAUGGACCAGGUGCAGCAGCAGCAGCAGCAGCUGCAGGUUAUGGACCAGGACAACAAGGCCCAGGACGACAAGGACCAGGAGGUUAUGGACCAGGUGCAGCAGCAGCAGCAGCAGCAGGAGGUUCUGGACCAGGACAACAAGGCCCAGGACAAGGACCAGGAGGUUAUGGACCAGGUGCAGCAGCAGCAGCAGCAGCUGCAGGUUCUGGACCUGGACAACAAGGCCCAGGACGACAAGGACCAGGAGGUUAUGGACCAGGUGCAGCAGCAGCAGCAGCAGCAGCAGGUUCUGGACCAGGACAACAAGGCCCAGGACGACAAGGACCAGGAGGUUAUGGACCAGGUGCAGCAGCAGCAGCAGCAGCAGCAGGUUCUGGACCAGGACAACAAGGCCCAGGACGACAAGGACCAGGAGGUUAUGGACCAGGUGCAGCAGCUGCAGCAGCAGCAGGUUCUGGACCAGGACAACAAGGCCCAGGACAAGGACCAGGUGGUUAUGGACCAAGCUCAGCAGCAGCAGCAGCUGCAGGUUCUGGACCAGGACAACAAGGCCCAGGACAAGGACCAGGUGGUUAUGGACCAGGUGCAGCAGCAGCAGCAGCAGCAGCAGCAGGUUCUGGACCAGGACAACAAGGCCCAGGACAAGGACCAGGAGGUUAUGGACCAGGUGCAGCAGCAGCAGCAGCAGCUGGAGGUUCUGGACCAGGACAACAAGGCCUAGGACGACAAGGACCAGGAGGUUAUGGACCAGGUGCAGCAGCAGCAGCAGCAGCAGCAGGUUCUGGACCAGGACAACAAGGCCCAGGACGACAAGGACCAGGAGGUUAUGGACCAGGUGCAGCAGCAGCAGCAGCAGCAGGUUCUGGACCAGGACAACAAGGCCCAGGACGACAAGGACCAGGAGGUUAUGGACCAGGUGCUGCAGCAGCUGCAGCAGCAGCAGGUUCUGGACCAGGACAACAAGGCCCAGGACAAGGACCAGGAGGUUAUGGACCAAGCUCAGCAGCAGCAGCAGCAGCAGCUGCAGGUUCUGGACCAGGACAACAAGGCCCAGGACGACAAGGACCAGGAGGUUAUGGACCAGGUGCAGCAGCAGCAGCAGCAGCUGCAGGUUCUGGACCAGGACAACAAGGCCCAGGACGACAAGGACCAGGAGGUUAUGGACCAGGUGCUGCAGCAGCAGCAGCAGCAGCAGGUUCUGGACCAGGACAACAAGGCCCAGGACAAGGACCAGGUGGUUAUGGACCAAGCUCAGCAGCAGCAGCAGCAGCAGCUGCAGGUUCUGGACCAGGACAACAAGGCCCAGGACAAGGACCAGGUGGUUAUGGACCAGGUGCAGCAGCAGCAGCAGCAGCAGCAGCAGGUUCUGGACGAGGACAACAAGGCCCAGGACAAGGACCAGGAGGUUAUGGACCAGGUGCAGCAGCAGCAGCAGCAGCUGCAGGUUAUGGACCAGGACAACAAGGCCCAGGACGACAAGGACCAGGAGGUUAUGGACCAGGUGCAGCAGCAGCAGCAGCAGCAGCAGGUUCUGGACCAGGACAACAAGGUCCAGGACAAGGACCAGGUGGUUAUGGACCAAGCUCAGCAGCAGCAGCAGCAGCUGCAGGUUCUGGACCAGGACAACAAGGCCCAGGACGACAAGGACCAGGAGGUUAUGGACCAGGUGCAGCAGCAGCAGCAGCAGGUUCUGGACCAGGACAACAAGGCCCAGGACAAGGACCAGGUGGUUAUGGACCAAGCUCAGCAGCCGCAGCAGCUGCAGCUGCAGGUUCCGGACCAGGACAACAAGGCCCAGGACGACAAGGCCCAGGAGGUUAUGGACCAGGUGCAGCUGCAGCAGCAGCAGCAGCAGCAGGUUCUGGACAAGGACAACAAGGACCAGUAGGUUACGGCCCAGGACCUGCAUCAGCAGCAGCUGCAGCUGCAGGUUCCGGACCAGGACAACAAGGCCCAGGACGACAAGGACCAGGAGGUUAUGGACCAGGUGCAGCAGCAGCAGCAGCAGCAGCAGCAGGUUCUGGACCAGGACAACAAGGCCCAGGACAAGGACCAGGUGGUUAUGGACCAAGCUCAGCAGCAGCAGCAGCUGCAGCUGCAGGAUCUGGACCAGGACAACAAGGCCCAGGACGACAAGGACCAGGAGGUUAUGGACCAGGUGCAGCAGCAGCAGCAGCAGCUGCAGGUUAUGGACCAGGACAACAAGGCCCAGGACGACAAGGACCAGGAGGUUAUGGACCAGGUGCAGCAGCAGCAGCAGCAGCAGGUUCUGGACCAGGACAACAAGGCCCAGGACAAGGACCAGGAGGUUAUGGACCAGGUGCUGCAGCAGCAGCAGCAGCAGCAGGUUCUGGACCAGGACAACAAGGCCCAGGACAAGGACCAGGUGGUUAUGGACCAAGCUCAGCAGCAGCAGCAGCUGCAGCUGCAGGAUCUGCACCAGGACAACAAGGCCCAGGACCACAAGGACCAGGAGGUUAUGGACCAGGUGCAGCAGCAGCAGCAGCAGCAGCAGGUUCUGGACCAGGACAACAAGGCCCAGGACGACAAGGACCAGGAGGUUAUGGACCAGGUGCAGCAGCAGCAGCAGCAGCAGGUUCUGGACCAGGACAACAAGGCCCAGGACAAGGACCAGGUGGUUAUGGACCAAGCUCAGCAGCAGCAGCAGCAGCAGCUGCAGGUUCUGGACCAGGACAACAAGGCCCAGGACGACAAGGACCAGGAGGUUAUGGACCAGGUGCAGCAGCAGCAGCAGCAGCAGGUUCUGGACCAGGACAACAAGGCCCAGGACAAGGACCAGGAGGUUAUGGACCAGGUGCAGCAGCUGCAGCAGCAGCAGGUUCUGGACCAGGACAACAAGGCCCAGGACAAGGACCAGGAGGUUAUGGACCAGGUGCUGCAGCAGCAGCAGCAGCAGCAGGUUCUGGACCAGGACAACAAGGCCCAGGACAAGGACCAGGUGGUUAUGGACCAAGCUCAGCAGCAGCAGCAGCAGCAGCUGCAGGUUCUGGACCAGGACAACAAGGCCCAGGACAAGGACCAGGUGGUUAUGGACCAGGUGCAGCAGCAGCAGCAGCAGCAGCAGCAGGUUCUGGACCAGGACAACAAGGCCCAGGACAAGUACCAGGAGGUUAUGGAGCAGGUGCAGCAGCAGCAGCAGCAGCUGGAGGUUCUGGACCAGGACAACAAGGCCUAGGACGACAAGGACCAGGAGGUUAUGGACCAGGUGCAGCAGCAGCAGCAGCAGCAGCAGGUUCCGGACCAGGACAACAAGGCCUAGGACGACAAGGACCAGGAGGUUAUGGACCAGGUGCAGCAGCUGCAGCAGCAGCAGGUUCUGGACCAGGACAACAAGGCCCAGGACAAGGACCAGGAGGUUAUGGACCAGGUGCUGCAGCAGCAGCAGCAGCAGCAGGUUCUGGACCAGGACAACAAGGCCCAGGACAAGGACCAGGUGGUUAUGGACCAAGCUCAGCAGCAGCAGCAGCAGCUGCAGGUUCUGGACCAGGACAACAAGGCCCAGGACAAGGACCAGGUGGUUAUGGACCAGGUGCAGCAGCAGCAGCAGCAGCAGCAGCAGGUUCUGGACCAGGACAACAAGGCCCAGGACAAGGACCAGGAGGUUAUGGAGCAGGUGCAGCAGCAGCAGCAGCAGCUGGAGGUUCUGGACCAGGACAACAAGGCCUAGGACGACAAGGACCAGGAGGUUAUGGGCCAGGUGCAGCAGCAGCAGCAGCAGGUUCUGGACCAGGACAACAAGGCCCAGGACAAGGACCAGGUGGUUAUGGACCAAGCUCAGCAGCAGCAGCAGCUGCAGCUGCAGGUUCCGGACCAGGACAACAAUUCCCAGGACGACAAGGCCCAGGAGGUUAUGGACCAGGUGCAGCUGCAGCAGCAGCAGCAGCAGGAGGUUCUGGACCAGGACAACAAGGACUAGUAGGUUACGGACCAGGACCAGCAUCAGCAGCAACUGCAGCUGCAGGUUCUGGACCAGGACAACAAGGCCCAGGACGACAAGGACCAGGAGGUUAUGGACCAGGUGCAGCAGCAGCAGCAGCGGCUGCAGGUUAUGGACCAGGACAACAAGGCCCAGGACGACAAGGACCAGGAGGUUAUGGACCAGGUGCAGCAGCAGCAGCAGCAGCAGCAGGUUCCGGACCAGGACAACAAGGCCCAGGACAAGGACCAGGUGGUUAUGGACCAGGCUCAGCAGCAGCAGCAGCUGCAGCUGCAGGUUCCGGACCAGGACAACAAGGCCCAGGACGACAAGGCCCAGGAGGUUAUGGACCAGGUGCAGCUGCAGCAGCAGCAGCAGCAGGAGGUUCUGGACCAGGACAACAAGGACCAGUAGGUUACGGCCCAGGACCUGCAUCAGCAGCAGCUGCAGCUGCAGGUUCCGGACCUGGACAACAAGGCCCAGGACGACAAGGACCAGGAGGUUAUGGACCAGGCGCAGCAGCAGCAGCAGCAGCAGCAGGUUCUGGACCAGGACAACAAGGCCCAGGACAAGGACCAGGUGGUUAUGGACCAAGCUCAGCAGCAGCAGCAGCAGCUGCAGCUGCAGGUUCUGGACCAGGACAACAAGGGCCAGGACGACAAGGACCAGGAGGUUAUGGACCAGGUGCAGCAGCAGCAGCAGCAGCAGCAGGUUCUGGACCAGGACAACAAGGCCCAGGACAAGGACCAGGUGUUUAUGGACCAAGCUCAGCAGCAGCAGCAGCUGCAGCUGCAGGUUCCGGACCAGGACUACAAGGCCCAGGACGACAAGGACCAGGAGGUUAUGGACCAGGUGCAGCAGCAGCAGCAGCAGCAGGUUCUGGACCAGGACAACAAGGCCCAGGACAAGGACCAGGUGGUUAUGGACCAAGCUCAGCAGCAGCAGCAGCUGCAGCUGCAGGUUCCGGACCAGGACUACAAGGCCCAGGACGACAAGGCCCAGGAGGUUAUGGACCAGGUGCAGCAGCAGCAGCAGCAGGUUCUGGACCUGGACAACAAGGACCAGUAGGUUACGGACCAGGACCAGCAUCAGCAGCAGCUGCAGCUGCUGGUUCCGGACCAGGACAACAAGGCCCAGGACGACAAGGACCAGGAGGUUAUGGACCAGGUGCAGCAGCAGCAGCAGCAGCAGCAGCAGGUUCUGGACCAGGACAACAAGGCCCAGGACGACAAGGACCAGGAGGUUAUGGACCAGGUGCAGCAGCAGCAGCAGCAGCUGCAGGUUAUGGACCAGGACAACAAGGCCCAGGACGACAAGGACCAGGAGGUUAUGGACCAGGUGCAGCAGCAGCAGCAGCAGCAGCAGGUUCAGGACCAGGACCACAAGGCCCAGGACAACAAGGACCAGCUGGUUAUGGACCAAGCUCCGCAGCCGCAGCCGCUGCCGCAGCAGGAGGUUACGGACCAGGUCCACAAGUGCCUGGACAACAAGGACCCAGAGGUUACGGACCAGUUGCAUCUGCUUCAGCAGCCGCUGCUUCUUCCAUUUCUCGACUAAAUUCUCCAGCCUCUACUUCCAGAGUAGCUUCGGCUGUUUCUUCCCUUGCUUCCGCUGGUACCCCAAGUGUUGGUUCUCUCUCUAGCGUUAUUUCAAGCCUGUCCUCAUCGGUUAGUGCUUCUAACCCUGGUUUGUCAGGAUGUGAAUUAUUAACGCAAGUACUUCUCGAAGUUGUUUCUGCUCUUGUUGCACUGCUUGGCUCCGCUCGCGUCGGACCAGUUGAUGUUUCUUCUUCCCAACAAUAUGCGGGAUUAGUUAGCAGUGCUAUUGCUCAAGCACUUUAAACUUUUUGAAUAUACAUUUGCAUUGUAAUGCUCUGAACACUUUGUAUUUUAAAUGUUAAUAAAUACAAAAAGUUUCAAUUAAA